AGUAUUUCUAAAUAAAAGAUCCGAGUAUAAAAGAAGGUUUUGGGCAUUAAUAAUCUAGUAGAUAUCUAAAGAAUGAAAGAACUCUACUCAAAUACAGUGUUUGAAGGUAUUAUUGAUGGAUUUAAAUGUGAGAAACGCAUAAAGGAUGCUACCAAGAGGUUUUCUCGUUGCAAAUAAAUGUGGUAGUGUAGUAAAGAUUGCUAAGUUGGUGAUUGGCAAAAACAUAAAGUGAAUUGUAAGACAACUACUACAAUAAGGUAAGAGGACUCAAAAUAAGUUGAUAAAUAAUUAGAUCAAAUUGAUUGA
Messenger RNA from Paramecium octaurelia, 306 nucleotides. The record is from the annotation of a GenBank genome assembly. Lineage: Eukaryota; Ciliophora; Oligohymenophorea; Peniculida; Parameciidae.